Messenger RNA from Macadamia integrifolia, 3161 nucleotides. Its product is annotated as probable apyrase 7. Lineage: Eukaryota; Viridiplantae; Streptophyta; Magnoliopsida; Proteales; Proteaceae. Gene Ontology annotation, molecular function: nucleoside diphosphate phosphatase activity. The record is from RefSeq and is a predicted model, not a curated record. The transcript has 4 exons. Gene Ontology annotation, cellular component: membrane. Gene Ontology annotation, biological process: nucleoside diphosphate catabolic process. Bases 976 to 3009 code for a protein of 677 amino acids.
UGGGCGCCCGCGCAAAGGCUUUUCUCCCAUGGCGGUGUUGGGAAUCACUCUCCUGAGAUUCCAAUCCACGCGGAUUUUGUUCCAUAUAGACAACCGAGACCCGUUUUGAUACUCGCAAAAGCCAAAACCAUCCCUCGACUCUCGUCUCUUUCUGCGUCUUCACUGAACCGAAGACGAGUUUGUCUCCUUCCAUGCGAGACAAACACUUUUGAUUCAAUCAGAUUCGACUUCUCUCACUCUGUUAGUCUCUCUCUCGCAUCUUUUCGGAGGUGAGUUCGUCCCUCACAGCCAUCUGCAGCUGUCUACCUGCUGAAGUGACUAGUGAACUGAGGUUUGUCCCUCAGAACCAUGGCUUCCAGUCAACAAUCGCCGGUGCUUCCUUCAUUUCUCAGGCGGAAGAAGUAGAGCCUCGUCCAAUUUAUGUUCAUUUUCUUUUCUCUUUGCCUCCACGGCAGAUCUCUUAAUUUUCGGUUAAUGUUCUGCAAUGCCUCCUUUUUUCUUGAUCGUUGGUGACUCAUUUAGCUACAUUUUUUUUCGAGGGUGCAAGUCAGUGAAGAUUCAGAGACCAAAGAACCAAUUUCAGUCCAGGAGGUUUCUUCAAGUUCUUCCUCUUAUUUUCAAGGUUAUUGAAGGUUCCUCAAAUUAGGAGAUCCAGCCAGACGAUGGUCCUCCCUUUUUGAUCGAUUGUUGGGUGUAUUAAGAGAGAGGUUCGACCCUGUUCUCAAGUCAAUCAGACCAGGGAAUCUUGAGGUUCCAUUUGUAUCUUGCCCUUUGCCUCUUCUGCAAGCUUUUCACACAUAUUGGAGAGAGAAAGGGAACACUCUCUGAUUCUGCCUCUCUAUCAGUCUUCUGAUGUUUCUCUGAGCAAAAACGUUUCCUUUUCUUCAACGAUAAAUUUUAAGACGGAGAAGGGAAAUUCUUAUAGCCGGUGAACAGUGAAGGGAAAUUCUAAUAGCCAGUGAACAGUCUUGUUUAAUGGCAUUUAGCAAAGUUUCCGAUGUUCUUUCUGCUGCCGCAGGUCAUAUGGCUUCCUCACGUUCUGUAUCUAGAUCAUCAUCAUCAUCUGGGUUGCUGCCCCCUGCUGGUCCAGAUCUAGGUUUUAGUACAUUCGGUAGUGGACAAAAGAAUAACUUGCGAUACUCAUCAUCACUCCAAGAUUUCUCAACUUAUCAUGGACUUGAUCCAGAUGAAGGAAAUCUAGACCUUGUAGUCAACAGGACUGCAUCACGUGGAAAAGUGCCUUAUGCUUUGCAGAGAGAAAGUGCUGGAGCAAGUUUAUCGAAGGAGAAAUCCUUUCCAGGAAUACCAUUUGUGUGGAAGAAAUGGACCCGAGUAAUCAUGGCUCUCAUAUUCUUACUUCUUUUAUUUUUCCUGUUUUCCUUGUGUGCAAAAUAUUUAAGUACUUAUUGGUCUCAAGAAACAUCAAAAUUUUAUGUGGUACUAGAUUGUGGAAGUACGGGAACUCGUGUGUAUGUAUAUCAAUCAUCUAUUGAUCAUAAGAAAGACGGAAAUCUUCCUAUUAUCUUGAGAUCAUUACCUGAAGGUACUCAAAGAAAAUCUAUUGCACGGUUUGGGCGUGCAUAUCUUCGAUUGGAAACUGAGCCUGGGUUUGACAAGCUUGUUCACAAUACAUCUGGCUUGAAGGCAGCAAUAAAACCUCUCCUGCGGUGGGCAGAGAAGCAAAUACCCAAAAGUUCUCUUAAGAGUACCUCACUCUUUCUUUAUGCCACAGCUGGGGUUCGUAGACUUCCAAGUUCUGAUUCCCAGUGGCUUCUUGACAAUGCUUGGUCAAUAUUGGAGAAUUCUUCAUUUUUGUGCCAAAGGGACAGGGUUAGGAUUAUCACAGGCAUGGAGGAAGCUUAUUAUGGAUGGAUAGCUCUUAAUUAUAACAUGGGUAUGCUGGGUUCAGAACCAACAAAAGCAACAUUUGGUGCACUUGAUUUGGGUGGUUCAUCCUUGCAGGUUACUUUUGAGACCAAGGAACAGGUUCAAGGUGAGACUGGUUUAAACUUAAAUAUAGGAGCUGUUAAUCAUCAGCUUAGUGCCUAUUCUCUGUCGGGUUUUGGUUUGAAUGAAGCCUUUGACAAAUCUGUAGUAUAUCUCCUCAAGACGGUUCAAGGAAUCAGUAAUGCCGAUCUAAUCAAUGGAGAGGUUGAACUCAAGCAUCCAUGCUUGCAGAGUGGGUACACAGAAAAGUACUUCUGUUCCCGGUGUGCUUCAUUAAACCAAGAAAGUGGGAGCCCUCUAAUGGUGGGAGAAAAUAUUGUUGAGGGAGGAAAACCUGGAAUAACUGUCCGCCUUGUUGGUGUUCCACGGUGGGAAGAUUGCAGUGCGCUUGCAAAAGUUGCAGUUAAUUUGUCUGAAUGGUCAGAUUCAAAUACAGGAAUUAAUUGUGAGCUCCAACCUUGUGCUCUGAGUGAUAGCUUACCUCGACCCCAUGGGAAGUUUUAUGCAAUGUCUGGCUUCUUUGUGGUGUUUCGGUUUUUUAACUUGUCCUCAGAAGCCACACUCGAUGAUGUAUUAGAUAAGGGCCAGGAAUUCUGUGGGAAAUCGUGGGAUGUUGCACGGAAUAGUGUGGUACCACAAUCAUUUAUAGAACAAUACUGCUUUAGGGUACCUUACAUUGUGUUGCUACUGAGAGAGGGCUUACACAUUACAGAUAGCCAGGUGCUUAUUGGUUCUGGUAGUAUUACUUGGACACUUGGGGUUGCUCUAUUGGAAGCUGGGGGGUCAUUGUCAACUCGAAUGCCACUUCAGAGCUAUAGAAUACUCCGAAUGAAGAUUAGCCCAACCAUUCUUAUUGUUCUGGUGUUUAUUUCGCUGGUACUUCUAGCCUGUGCCUUAUCAUGCAUUGGUGAUUGGAUGUUAAGAUUCUUCCGUAGGCCCUAUCUCCCAUUAUUUAGGCAUAACAGUACGACUGCAACCUCUGUUCUUAAUAUGUCUUCUCCAUUCCGAUUCCAGCGCUGGAGUCCUAUCAACACCGGUAAGCUUUUUUCUGAGGAUUGUUGAGUCAUGUACUCUCAAACCUAUAGGUUUUAUCUGUAUCACUUCUUUUUUGUACUGUUAUAUUGUCAAGAUGCUUUUCAUAAUUUCGUUAACAAAUUAUUUUUUAUUUCUGUAAUUUGUUUGAUGGAAUUGUCUAAGAAGAUGUAUUAGCCUCU